AUGUUCUCUUUGCAGACUUCUGAGGAUGCAAUCAAGGCAGCCCCAAAUGCCGACAAAGCAACUCCUUUCCGAGACUUCUUUUCACAGCCCGUCAUUGCUGCCUUUUGCGGCGGCGGCGUAGCUGGUGCCGUAUCGAGAACUGUCGUCUCGCCCCUCGAACGAUUGAAGAUUCUAUAUCAAGUGCAAAGCGCCGGUCACAAUGAAUACAAGUUGCCCGUAGGCAAAGCGCUCGCAAAGAUGUGGCGCGAAGAAGGUUGGAGAGGUUUCAUGCGUGGAAACGGCACAAACUGCAUUCGCAUAGUCCCAUAUUCAGCGGUGCAAUUUGGUAGUUACAAUCUCUACAAGAAGCAUUUCUUUGAGACUUCGCCGGGAUCUUCUCUCAGCCCGGUGGAAAGACUUGUGUGUGGUGGCAUAGCAGGUAUCACCUCGGUCUUUUUCACCUAUCCUUUGGACAUAGUCCGCACGCGACUAUCGAUUCAAUCAGCAUCAUUCGCUGCUUUGGGCGACAGGCCCAAAGGAGAGCUGCCCGGCAUGUGGCCGACGUUGGCCACCAUGUAUAGGGAAGAAGGCGGCAUCAAUGCUCUUUACCGGGGCAUCAUUCCUACGGUAGCGGGCGUCGCACCCUAUGUCGGCCUGAACUUCAUGGUCUACGAGUACGUGCGAAAGCUGUUGACGCCCGAGGGGGACCGUGACCCAAGCGCAUGGCGGAAGCUGUUGGCCGGUGGCCUGUCUGGAGCUGUGGCACAGACCUGCACAUAUCCCUUCGAUGUGCUGCGGAGAAGGUUCCAGAUCAACACCAUGUCUGGUAUGGGCUACCAGUACAAAUCAAUAUUCGACGCCGUGAGAGUUAUUGUUGGUCAAGAAGGUAUCCGAGGCUUGUAUAAGGGUCUCGUUCCCAAUCUACUCAAGGUUGCCCCCAGCAUGGCAGCCAACUGGCUCAGUUUCGAGAUGACGAGAGACUUUUUGAUUGCUCUCAAUGAUCCAGAGCCUGUCAGAUUAUAG
Pestalotiopsis fici W106-1 is the source of this 1002-nucleotide messenger RNA. RefSeq lists its product as uncharacterized. The record is from RefSeq and is a predicted model, not a curated record. Gene Ontology annotation, biological process: transmembrane transport. Bases 1 to 1002 code for a protein of 333 amino acids. Lineage: Eukaryota; Fungi; Ascomycota; Sordariomycetes; Amphisphaeriales; Sporocadaceae. The transcript is spliced from 4 exons.